Messenger RNA from Dreissena polymorpha, 4261 nucleotides. RefSeq names its product cAMP-specific 3',5'-cyclic phosphodiesterase 4C-like. Gene Ontology annotation, biological process: signal transduction. The transcript has 13 exons. Gene Ontology annotation, molecular function: 3',5'-cyclic-AMP phosphodiesterase activity. Gene Ontology annotation, cellular component: perinuclear region of cytoplasm; nucleus; cytosol. The record is from RefSeq and is a predicted model, not a curated record. NCBI's taxonomy places the organism in Eukaryota, Metazoa, Mollusca, Bivalvia, Myida, Dreissenidae. Bases 245 to 2257 code for a protein of 670 amino acids.
AACAGAGUUUGUUUACUCUAGGAAUUUGUAUUGAAGUGAUUGGUUUUGUUUUAUUUUCUAUCUGGUUUACUUGCAAUAUGGAUAUAAUGUGGGAGUCACUGCCAGGAUUGUUGUGUAAAUAUUGGUGCAAUCUUGGACAACAACAGUCAGACAGACUUCUUUAAAAAAUGUGAAUUUAACUACACUAUUCAAUGACGGAUGAAAUGAUAUGAACUAAAAUUUGUGAACCCAUUAAGCCACCUUAAUGCCAGCGUCACCUAGUGCUGAUAUGGCAAGCGGGAAACCCAGUAGAGUACACCGCAACCUCUACUGUAACACGGCGCUGCCGAAACGGUCUGGAUCUGUCAGUAGUAACCCCGGCAUCUUGUCCCCAGUUUUGAGCCGCAUCGACGAAAGUGGGAUGGAUCCACAGAGUGUUCUCUUUCAUCGUACACAGAGCACUUCUGCACUCAGGGUUCCACGACAAAGAAGUUCUUUUCUCUAUAGACAUGCAGAAGAUCUUAUUGUGACACCAUUUGCUCAAGUUCUUGCCAGUCUUCGAAGUGUUCGUAACAACUACAUCAACCUCACCAAUGUGACAGCAAAGGAAAGGAGUCAUGGGAGUGGUUUGCGGCCUCAACAAAAUCACACAAGCUCCUUGGGAGGCAUUGCCAAGCAACAUGAGAACCCGGGCCAUACCAUGUCACCUUCUCCCAGGUCUCAAUUGGAUGAGGGAUACCAGAAGAUGGCCGUGGAGACCCUGGAGGAAUUAGACUGGUGCCUUGACCAGUUAGAAACCAUCCAGACCCACCGCUCUGUCAGCGACAUGGCUUCCAGCAAGUUUAAAAGAAUGUUGAAUCGAGAGCUGAGUCACUUUGCAGAGUCAAGCAAGUCGGGUAACCAGAUUGCGGAGUACAUCUGCAGCACGUACUUGGACAAACAACAAGAGCUUGAUAUUCCAUCCUUCAAGAUAGAAGAGAAUGAGCCAAACAUUAAAGAAAAGGAGAAACAGAAGGACACAGGGAAACGACGUCCUAUGACCCAGAUAACCGGGGUUCGUAAACUCAAACACACUAAUAGCUUCACUGGGCAAGUUCCAAAGUACGGCGUCGAAACACCUCAUAAAGAAGAGCUUGGAAAGCUGCUGAAUGAUAUAGACAAAUGGGGCGUGGAUAUGUUCAAAAUUGCAGAAUACUCCAACAAAAGACCUCUUACAUGUGUUACCUAUAAAAUAUUCCAGGAUAGAAACUUAUGCAACAUUUUCAAUAUCCCCUCUACCACACUGAUCACGUAUCUCAUGCAUCUCGAGGAUCACUAUCACGCCGACGUUCCAUAUCACAACUGCAUCCACGCAGCAGACGUCACGCAGUCUACACAUGUUCUCCUCUCUGCUCAAGCUCUUGAGAAUGUCUUCACCGACUUAGAGAUUUUGGCUGCCAUUUUUGCUAGUGCCAUUCAUGACGUAGAUCACCCAGGCGUCACAAACCAGUUCCUUAUCAAUACAAGUUCAGAGUUGGCGCUGAUGUACAACGACGAGUCUGUACUGGAGAACCACCAUCUGGCUGUGGCAUUCAAGCUGCUCCAGGAGGAGAACUGUGACAUCUUCGUGAACCUGAGCAAGAAGCAACGGCAGACGCUGCGCAAGAUGUGCAUUGACAUGGUACUGGCGACCGACAUGUCCAAGCACAUGACACUUCUUGCUGACCUGAAGACAAUGGUUGAGACUAAGAAGGUCGCAGGGUCGGGCGUGUUGCUGCUAGACAACUAUCAAGAUCGAAUUCAGGUCCUCCAAAACAUGGUGCACUGUGCAGACCUGAGCAACCCCACAAAGCCGCUGGGAAUCUACCAGAAGUGGCUUGAACGCCUCAUGAUGGAGUUUUUCAGACAGGGGGACAUGGAGCGUGAAAAAGGACUGGACUUGAGUCCAAUGUGUGACAAACUAACAGCCACAGUGGAAAAAUCACAGGUGGGUUUUAUUGACUACAUCCUCCACCCAUUGUGGGAGACCUGGGCGGACCUGGUAUACCCAGAUGCACAGGAAAUACUCGAUCAGGUCGAGGAAAACCGUGACUUCUACCAAAGUAUGAUCCCCAUAAGCCCGUCAACAAGCUUCUCCAACACGAAACCAGCAGAGGAUCGAACCCCAGAAAGCAAAUUUCAGUUUGACAUUGAAGAGGAGAAAUCGAAUUCAGGGGAUCUGAAAGAUUCAGAACAUUUUGUGAAACAUUCAGAGAACGCCACUAACUCAUUGACUGGACAAAAUAGCGGAAACCACUAGCGCUCUGUCUUGCGUAUAUUUCCCUAACAUUCUAGUAGUUUUGGCUUCUGGAUAUUGCAGUGGUGCAAAUUGUGAUAUUAGGUGAACCGUACAUAUUCCAGUGACAGGCUGAGUAGUGGAGGGUUUAGGCGAUGUUCGCAUCUCCAGGAAAUGGGACUCUGUAGCAGAAUCCGCGCCAUGUUCGGCGCAGGGAAACUAGCUGUGAUCUACAAACUCUGGCCUAUAGUGGCUCAAUUCCAAGAAGCCCGACAGUGGUAGAAGUAAUUCCGUUGGACUAGAAAGGAAUCACUGAAGACAUUCUUCUCAGGGAGAUUGGUUCCUUACUAUAUUGUUAUCACAUUAUGUUGUGAUUGGUUUCAGACUAUAUGUGACUGAUUUCACACUAUUUUGUGAUUGAUUUUAUUUGCAUGGCAACUGUGGCGCAGUUUCACUGUGAAGUGCUUUCCAAACAUAGGUUGUCAGUUGAAAUGAACUGGGACUUCCAUCUGUUGUUGACAGACUUUGCAAGAUUGUAUACUGAAAUAGGGUCAAUUUGUUCAAUUCAUUAUCUUGUAUGUCAUGCAAAAGGCAAUGCAUUGAGGAAAAUCUGAACACCACUACUUUAGCAUAGUACUUUUAAUGUAAAAAAUCAUCAGAUUAUUGUUGUUUGUUUGUUACUUGUGAAUAAUGUUCACUAUUAUACCAUUUUGCUGAAUUAAGCCAACCUUUACCUUUUGUACAGAAUAAACAAGAAGAAGUGGUUAGUAAACACUUUAAUGCCAGUUUACCUAAAAAACUUUGCCCCUAUAAUUAGCGGUCAUUUAAUUGCAACUUGAGCCCUUUGCAGGCUAGUACUAUUUUGUAUUUAAAUAAACUCUAAUGCAGAAAUAAAUUAAUUAAAAUAUAUGAUUACUGAAAAACACAAUAUUCUAGUUGAUUUUAGCUUUCUAGUUGUUAGUGACUUUUUGCCUCUUGGCAAGCUGUUUUCUUGUUUUGUGCAUUGUUGUUUUAAUCAACAUUUUAUCAUCAUAUAUACAUAGUUGUCAUUUUUAAAUUAUUAGUUAAUUAUAUAUUUUUAAUUGUACAGCAUAUGUUGUUUAUAACAUCAAGUACGAGCAGUUUCAAAACUGGUGUAACAGAAACAUGUUUGGACUCAAUUUCACUAUUAUUAUAAUAACUGCUGUUGUGAAGUAUGGUCUUAUUGUAAUGAAAGAAAGAAAUGAGAUUUACAGUUGUGCCAUUAAUUAGUAAAGAAACAAAUCUGUAUCUGUUUAGAACUUAAAUAAUGUGUAGUAGCAGUAUAAGAUGUUUGUUACAACAUUUGUUUGAAAAAUUAUUUCAUGUGAACAAAAUAGUGAAUAAUAUAGUUUUCAUUCGAAGUAGAUGAAUAGGGGUAUUUAUGUAUUUAGUCAAACAUUUGUAUUCAUGCCAUCUGUUUUAUACCGGAAAGUUGAAACUUUUGUUUUUUUCUUUGUGAUUUUUUUUCACAAUAAGUUUGGUACAGAAGUGUUUAAGCUGCUUUAUUCAUUCACGGCAACUUUAUUUCUGUUCUGACAGUUCAAUGCUUGUUAUAUGUACCUGUCUGAAAUCGAAGAAACAAGUCCUUGACAAUCACAAUACGGUUGCUUUGCAUCUAUUUUAGACUGUUUGGGUGAAAUUUCUGACAGUUUGUUAAUACCGUUGUGACAUUCAGAAUUGAAAAUAAAAUUCAGUCCAAUUCAAAGCUAAUCGCCCUGAAAUCCAUCUGCAAGUUUCUCUGUGAUACACAGACAAGUACUAGAAAAGUCACAAUUCAUUCCCCCUUAUCAGCCACUUUGAAAUAAAGUUAAAGCCAGAACCAAGUAUCUGUAGUAAAAUUUUCUGUAGCCAGAUACCUGGCUUUGGGCUCUAACACAUUUAAACAUGUUUGUGGUAUAAGAUGAUUUUGUUACAUUGUACCCAUGCCAUCUUAUGCUCUUGUUAAUGUGAAAGUACAACAGUUUUUGGUAACUAUGCCUAGUUAAGAAUAAAAGUGGAAAAUUUAAA